Molecule: messenger RNA, 1977 nt
Organism: Ilyonectria robusta
Lineage: Eukaryota; Fungi; Ascomycota; Sordariomycetes; Hypocreales; Nectriaceae
Product: phytoene synthase
Exons: 5
Coding region: 99-1937 (612 amino acids)
Biological process (GO): biosynthetic process
Molecular function (GO): geranylgeranyl diphosphate synthase activity; intramolecular lyase activity
Source: RefSeq, a predicted model, not a curated record
GCACGCUUAACUCAGUAGCACGCCAUUGAACCUCUUAACGAUUGUGCCGUCCCAAGUUCAAGAAUUCUAAGAUGGGAUUAGACUACUGGCUUGUGUAAAUGGCCUUGUCAAAUAUUUCUUCAUGUCGGACCGAAUACUUACAUUCGUACAACAGCCACUUGUUGUGGACUAUUCCACCCGCCCUGCUGAUGACCAUAUUGUAUUGGCCUUUUUUCACCAAGCUCGAAGUCUACAAGAUAUCCACUUUAGCUACGGUGGCCACAUUGGCGACGUUACCUUGGGACUCAUAUCUUGUCCGUACCAAUGUGUGGUCAUAUCCAGCUACGGCCGUCGCUGGGCCUACACUGUUCGCUGUUCCUAUGGAAGAAGUCUUUUUCUUCAUCAUCCAGACAUACAUCACAGCAUUACUGUAUACAAUAUUAACUAAAAGAUUAGUACUGCCGACGUAUCUGCUGCGAUUGCCAAAGGGUCAGCUGCUACUUAUCGGAAGCUUGAUUGUCUCAAGUGUUUUUAUUUUAGGUGCUGUUGGUCUUUGGGUAGGUGGCAGAUACACGUACCUAUCUCUGAUUAUGUUGUGGGUGUGUCCUUUUAUGUUACUGCAAUGGGUGAUGAGCUGCCGCUUCUUGUUUGCACUGCCGCGCAAAGAGAUAAUUCUCUCGAUUGGCCUGCCCUCUUUGUAUUUAUGCGUCGUCGACAACCUUGCUCUUCGACGAGGCACAUGGGUGAUCGAGCAAAAGACAAAAAUGGACAUCCGAGUCUGGGACUCACUGGAACUAGAGGAGGCCAUUUUCUUCUUUGUCACGAACGUGAUGGUCAUCUUCGGACUUGUUGCUAUUGACCACGCCAUCGCCAUUGCCGAGCAUCAAAUCGCCAGUUCGCUCGAGACCAUGGAGCAAUUCCCAUCAUUUGGAAGACUUGUCAUGUUGUACUGCGUUGGCCGACCGGAAGAUCACAAUCUGCCCUUUCUUGAAGGCUUGGCCAAGGCGGUUCACAAAGUCUCCCUGAAAAGCCAGAGCAUGUAUACGGGUAGUGCCGUGUUCUGCAGUGGAUUGCGAUUCGAUCUCCUCUUGCUCUAUUAUUUCUGUCGUGUCAUGGACGACCUUGUCGACGAAGCUCCGAACCGCGCUGCGGCCGAGCUUGCAAUCAAGCGAUGCUUGGAGGCAUUGGAAACCCAUUUCAAUCAAUCGUCUGUCAGUGGAAGAAGCGGACAGAAGUCUUCAGUCCUCUCGGGGUCAAAGGAGCAGGAAAGUCUCAAGCAUGCCCCGGCGUCGGAUCUACUCUCCUCCAUCAAUCUCCUCUCGACUUCUCGCCUUAAAUUAGAGCCAUUUAUUGACUUGAUCGCUGGGUUUAAAACAGAUCUUGAAUUUUCUAUCGAAGAUCAAAUUUUUCCGAUUAAAACAGAGAAAGAUCUGGAGAUAUACGCAUACAACGUUGCGGGCACCGUUGCGGCAUUGAUCCUCGGCUUGGUCUUCGCAUACCAUCCGAUGCCGCCUUCUCAAUCUCACGAAGAGCACAAAGAGCUGAUAAAAGCAGGAGAGAAGAUGGGCCAGGCUCUCCAAUAUGUCAACAUUGCCCGUGACAUCAAGCAUGAUGCUGUCAUUGGUCGGGUAUACAUUCCGACGUCCUGGCUUACGGAAGAGGGGUUGACACCCACCGAUGUGCUCACAAACCCAAGCAACCCAAGAUUGACCAAGCUUAGAAAUAUGAUGUUGGACAAAGCAGAUACAUCGUUCCGUGAUGCUGUGGGUGCGAUCGAUGAUCUUCCCAACGAGGCGCGUGCUCCAAUCCGAACGGUUGUGGAGAGCUACAUGAUGAUUGGAAAGAUGGUUAGAAAGUCUCCGAAUGAAGUGCUUAACGGGGAAGGGAAAUUGAAGCUGUCAUUGUGGCGGAGAUUUGGGAUUGCGUGGUGGGCUAUGACCGAUGUAGGAUCAGUGUGAGAGAUGGUACAGUUCCGAGCAGCCUCUACCACGAAAUGAG